AUGACUACUGAGGAAGUUACUAACACCAUAGUUCAUCCCGUCCCUAGCCGCCUUCUCGAUCCAAAGCAGUGCCCUACCCCUCAUGUCAGCUCUAUGGAACAAUAUCGUUCCAUGUGGAAAGAAAGUGUCGAAGAUUCUGACAAGUUCUUUGGAAACCUUGCUCGUGAUCUUUUGACGUGGGAUAAACCUUUUACCAAGGUAUCUCACGGAUCUUUUGAAACCGGAGACGUCGCAUGGUUUAUAGACGGUGAAUUGAACGCCUGCUACAAUGCUGUCGAUCGUCAUGCUUUGAAAAAUCCAAACAAGAUUGCUAUUAUCUAUGAAGGCGACGAACCUAGCAAUUUCCGUCACAUUAGCUAUGGCGAUCUUUUACGUGAAGUUUGCAAGAUGAGCAAUGUUUUGAAGAACCUUGGUGUCCGUAAGGGUGAUAAUGUUGCUAUUUACAUGCCCAUGAUUCCUGAGACCAUGAUCUCUAUUCUGGCCUGUGCUCGUAUUGGUGCUAUUCACUCUGUUGUCUUUGCUGGUUUCUCUGCAGAAUCAUUGUUGGAUCGUGUUGCUGACUGUGGUGCACAUAUUGUCAUUACUUCAGACGAAGGACGCCGCGGGGGUAAGAACAUUGCAACAAAGCGCAUUGUUGAUGAUGCAUUAAGUAAGGAAGAGAAGCACCAAGUAGAGCAUGUCAUUGUCUUUCAACGUACAGGAUCUGAAGUUUCCAUGAUGGAAAACCGUGAUUUGUGGUGGCAUGAAGAAAUGGCAAAGGCUCGCCCUGUUUGCCCUCAUGAACAUAUGAACGCUGAAGAUCCUUUGUUCUUGCUUUACACCUCAGGCUCCACCGGCGCACCUAAGGGUAUUGUUCAUACCACAGGUGGUUACCUCUUGGGUGCCGCUGCUACUGUCAAGUAUAUCUUUGACGUGCAUGAGGAAGACAUCUAUGCCUGUAUGGCUGAUAUUGGAUGGGUAACUGGUCACACUUAUGGUCUCUACGGUCCUCUUACUUUAGGUGCAACCACUGUCUUGUUCGAAUCAACACCUACUUAUCCUUCACCAUCUCGUUUUUGGCAAUUGAUCGAAAAACACAAAAUCACUCAAUUCUACACAGCUCCUACAGCCAUUCGUGCCCUUCAGCGCUUGGGUGAUCAAUGGCUUGACAACAUCGAUUUGAGCAGCUUACGUGUGAUUGGAUCUGUCGGAGAACCCAUCAAUCCUGAAGCUUGGAAUUGGUAUAAUGAAAUGGUCGGUAAGAACCGCUGUGCCGUUGUCGACACCUACUGGCAAACUGAAACUGGCUCCAUCAUUGUCAGUCCUCUUCCUGGAGCUAUCCCCACCAAGGCUGGCUCUGCCACCUUACCUUUCUUUGGUAUUGAGCCUGUAUUGUUGAACCCUGCAACUGGACAGGUCAUCGAAAAUGCCGAUGAAACAGGUGUACUUGCCAUUCGUCGUCCUUGGCCAUCUAUGGCACGCUCUGUUUUUAAUAAUCAUCAACGUUUCUUGGAAACCUAUCUCAAGCCUUAUCCUGGCUACUAUUACACUGGCGAUGGCGCCUCCAUGGAUAAGGAUGGCUAUAUCUGGAUUCGUGGUCGUGUAGAUGAUGUAAUCAAUGUCUCUGGUCACCGUCUUUCUACAGCUGAAAUUGAAGCCGCUUUAGGUUCUCAUCAAGCCGUUGCUGAAUCUGCUGUUGUGGGUGCUCAAGAUGAUUUGACUGGCCAAGCUAUUCAUGCCUUUGUUUCUCUUAAGCCUCACAUUCAAGUGAACGAAGGCCUCGACCGUGAAUUGGUUUUGACUGUUAGAAAGAUCAUUGGUCCCUUUGCCGCUCCUAAACGCAUUUAUAUCGUUCGUGAACACCCCAAGACUCGCUCUGGUAAGAUUGUCCGUCGUAUUCUUCGCAAGAUUGUGAAUGGUGAACAUCAUCAAUUGGGAGAUACAUCUACCUUGGCUGACCCUUCUGUUAUUCCUUCUAUUGUAUCUCAAGUACACAAAUAA
Molecule: messenger RNA, 1980 nt
Organism: Rhizopus microsporus ATCC 52813
Lineage: Eukaryota; Fungi; Mucoromycota; Mucoromycetes; Mucorales; Rhizopodaceae
Product: acyl-activating enzyme
Exons: 2
Coding region: 1-1980 (659 amino acids)
Cellular component (GO): cytosol
Molecular function (GO): AMP binding; acetyl-CoA synthetase activity
Source: RefSeq, a predicted model, not a curated record